CUCUGGGCCGAGAGCGGUCUUCGUUGUUUAUCUUCUUAAACGUCUGAUCCUGUCCUAUGCAAACACAGUACAAUGUGUAAACAUGUCAAACUCAAAAUCGAGCGUUCUGUUCUCUUCAAGUGGAUUGGAAGAUGUCUUUUCGUCUCCAUCUUACUCGCUCAGGUUUUGGUGCUAAAUCAGUAUCUGGUGUCGUAUGAGAAGGAGUCUUCAUUCCAAGCUUUCACCCUCGCUUAUGUCCCUACUUUGCUUCUAUGGGCGAAGGGACAAAUGAACAAUCGGCAGCGAGAAGUGGCAGCUGGAGUGUGGUUCCUGUACAUCCUGCCUCUCUGCAUUCAUGGUGGAUGGAUUCUUGGCACGUUGAUGUCCAAAAUAGACGCGGAUUCCUCUGGACUCGAUCAUGGCUUUGUGAAAUAUCCCUUAUGCGCUACCGUGUUGGUGUAUAUGCUGUUAGAUGCUGACGGAUUUGAACCCAGCUUUCAAAUGAACAUAAACUGGCCCGUAAUCAUCGACAUAUUUGACAUUGUAAAUCUUCUGGAUGCCAUCAUCGAUCCAAGAAAAAACAAAGAUUUACCGAAUGAUAUUGACUAUUGCAUAUUUGCGUUUGCCGUUUUAAGUGUGGUGAUUCUUACUUUCAGUUUUUCCGUACCAGUUAGAGAGGCACUUCGGAACACAGAUGAGACUAAUAAAUCACUCGUGAGAAUUUUCACCACAUACACGCUGAUACAAUCGAUUGUUGUGAAUCUUCCAUUUCUUGUGAUACGCCUGGUACUUCACUAUACAUACAAAACUGGAGGUUCGGUUUUUGCGUUUAAAAAUUUAUUAGUGAUAAUCUUAAAUUUCAUCAGAGUAAACUUCGAUUGCUGUGUCAAAGAGAGUGAAGAAGAACCUCAGCCGGCAUUAACUUCGAAUGGUCACACUCCAUCGAACACGGAGGAGUCUGGAAGUGUGAUCCAGUCAACGCAAUCAAGCCGUUUGGACGAUGUCUCUAGCAUUUCGUCGUCUGUUAAAAGAACACAUAGAGACGAAAGAGUUCGCUCAAGACUUGUGCAAGACAGAGAAGACCCUGAGGAAAUAAUCGUGUUGAGUUAAAUGAGAAAACGAAUGUUUAGUCCUGGAAGUGCUGCUUAAUUUUAUUUUGCUAAUUAUGCUUUUAAAAGGUCACAAAUACUUAAUUAACAUGAUCGUGAAAAUAAAACCAAUUUAUGCCGAGAUAUUUGGUUUUUAAGAAAGGAGAACUUGAGAACGUUCAAAAUUCAGUCACUAGAAAGAAUCAUGGAAGGACUAGUUAAAAUAAAGAUGUCUUUAACCGGAA
Messenger RNA from Pocillopora verrucosa, 1312 nucleotides. RefSeq lists its product as uncharacterized. The record is from RefSeq and is a predicted model, not a curated record. Lineage: Eukaryota; Metazoa; Cnidaria; Anthozoa; Scleractinia; Pocilloporidae.